UAAUCCACUUACUUGUUACACAACACGAGGAAACAGGUGUAUGUGGAUCCCAUCUCCUACCCGCUGCUGAUCUUUAGGGCAGGGAGGAGGACCACAGAGGUGUAUAAAGUGCGCUCUUGUGUGAGUUGUCUGCGCAUGCUCCGGACUGACUGCUCAGGAUGCUGCUGUCUCUUCUGUCGUCGCUGCUGCUGCUGCUGCUGCAAUGCUCCUUAACGAGCGGAGCCACCGAUCCCAUCUACCUGGUGACAGUCACUUCCCAGGCGGUGGGUGGCAGCACAGAGACUCUGUGUGCACAGAUCCAUGAGUCCACAGAAGCACUCUCUAUAGUGGUCACUUUGAGAACCGACAAUCAAAACCUCACCGUCCUACAACAGGCCUCCAUUAAAAAGGAUUUCUACAGAUGUGUCCCUUUUAAGGUCCCUGCAGUCACUGAGGAGUCUGUGGCAUCCGUGGAUGUUGUAAUCCGAGGGGGAAAAACAUCUCUGGACAAAACCACUAAGAUCCUCAUAAAUCCCCCCCAAAGUCUUCUUUUCAUCCAAUCAGACAAGCCUAUCUACAAGCCUGGACAAACAAUUAAUUUUCGCAUUGUGUCUCUGGAUUCCAAUUUCUUGCCUCACAAUCAAGUGUUUCACACCGUACAACUCCAGGACCCUUUUUCAAAUCUCAUCGGUCAGUGGUUGAAUCAGACCACAAGGAUUGGUAUUUUGGAUCUGUCCCACUCCAUGUCUCCAGAAGCUGCUCAGGGUUACUACACCAUCACUGCUUGGGAUGAGAAGAACCAACAAACAUCACACGGAUUUGAAAUUAAAGAAUAUGUUCUGCCAAAAUAUGAAGUGAACAUUGAUUUUCCGUCCGUUAUAACUGUCCAGGACAAAGAGGUCACUCUGAAAGUUUGUGCAAAAUACACUUAUGGCAAGCCUGUGCUGGGGUCUGUGAAUGCUCAAGUGUGUGGACAGAGCUAUGAUUAUUACUGGAGGAGAACAUUCCCUGACAUGGUUAACAUAUGCCAGAAAUAUUCAGUGAUGACCGACAGGACCGGCUGUGGGUCUCAGGUGAUAAAUGUGACAGAAUUUGGCUUGUCUUCAGGAGGAUCUUUCGAAGUGAAUUGUGAUGUGGAAGAGUCUGGAACAGGAAUAACUAUGCAGGGUUUUACCUCAGCUGUGUUUACCAGGAAUUAUGUCAGUAUUUUUUUUGAGGACACACCAGAUACAUACAGGCCUGGCAUGGCCUUUACGGGAAAGGUUGUGGUCACUAAUCCACAGUCCAGAUUGAGGAAAAAUGAGCCAGUGGUUGUAUAUGCAUUUUAUGGUGACAAAAAGGUCAAUGUGACACUGACGACAGAUCUUAAUGGCACUGCCCGAUUCUCAUUCAACACUUCGGACUGGUCAACAUUACCUGUGGAAUUAUGGGCCUUUCAUAAGGGAGAUAAAAAUCAGACUGAUUUUGAGGCUUUCACAUAUUUUCCGUCAAGCUAUCACUACCUAAGACCCUUUUACUCCAAAAGCAAAAGUUUCCUGAUGUUGACGAAGACUCCAGAGAAGCUCAGCUGUAACAGUGAUGCAACAGUGACGGCGAGUUACAUCAUUCAGGGCGGUGCACUGAAAACAGGCCAGAAAACCUUGGAUUUCUUCUACAUUAUCUUGUCCAGAGGCAGCAUGAUUCAAAAUGAUUGUCUGUCUGUGAGUGUGAACACUACAAAACAAAACAAAGGAGAACUGACAAUCCCACUGAAGAAGACGGCAGCUCUGGCUCCAUACGCUCAGGUGGUGGUUUACACAGUUCUUCCCAAUAGAGAAGCAGUAGCAGACAGUAUGGACUUCCCCAUUGAAGAAUGUUUGCCAAACAAGGUGUCUUUAAAGUUCUCGUCUCCCACCCCACUGCCUGGAGAGAAGACAUCUUUUAACCUGAAAGCCAGUCCUGGCUCCUUGUGCUCCGUGAGGGCCAUAGAUCAGAGCGUGCUGCUGCUGAGACCAGAGGCCGAGCUGGAUGCCGCCGCUGUCUUUGGAAUGUUACCAGUUCAGAGUUUGUCCGGUUACCCAUACAAUGUUGAGGAAUGGGAGCCUUACCCUUGUCUGUAUCCCUGGGAAGAGAUAAACCCGUUUGCUGAACCCGCAAAGCGCAAACGAUCCCUCUAUUACCCUUACUACAAAGACAAAACGGAUGUGUACAACAUUUUUAGAGCAGUUGGAAUCAAAAUCGCUACCAACUCUGAUAUAAAGGAGCUUCGUAUUUGUCAUUACGACACGUCAAUGAUACAACCUGCUGUGAGAAAAACUAUGAAAUUGAAUGGGCCUGGUCUGGAUUUUGCUCCAAAUGAGGAAAAACAUAUUGAGAAGAUCCGCAAACUCUUUCCAGAAACCUGGAUAUGGGAUCUUAUACCUGUGGGGAAAUCAGGAUCUGUGGAUGUCGCCAAGACGGUCCCGGACACAAUCACUAAAUGGGCAGCAGGUGCUUUCUGCACAUCUACUGUAGGGUUUGGAGUGGCUCCCAAAACUAAUCUCACUGCUUUCCAGCCUUUCUUUGUGAGCCUUGCCCUCCCUUACUCCGUUAUCCGUGAAGAAACGUUCACUCUCAAAGCCACCGUAUUCAACUACCUCCCCAAAUGUAUCAUGGUGAAGGUCACGCUGGCAGACUCAGUGCAGUUCAAAGCUCAGCCGUGUAAAGGAUGCAUUUACACUCAGUGUGUUUGCUCUGAAGAGAGCCAAACCUUCCAGUGGAUUGUUACACCCUCUGCACUGGGAAAGGUGAACAUUACAGUGCGUGCUGAGGCGGUACAGAGCCGUGAACGAUGUGGCAAUGAAGUGGUGACUUUACCGGACAAAGGCAGAGUUGAUACUGUGAUGCAGAGCGUUCUGGUGGAGGCAGAGGGAACUAAACAGUCAGUUACUCAGAAUGAACUCAUCUGUGUAACAGACCGUUUACAGCAGACAACCGUCUCUCUCAAUCUACCCAAAGUGUUUGUCAAGGAUUCUGCAAAAAGCUUCAUCACAGUUAUGGGUGAUCUGAUGGGUCGUGCUCUGAGGAACAUCGCUGAUCUGUUGGCUAUGCCGUACGGCUGUGGAGAGCAGAACAUGCUGCUUUUUGCCCCUAAUAUCUACAUCCUUCAGUACCUGGAGAGCAGCGGGCAACUCACUCCUGAGAUUAAAAACAGAGCCGUAACCUUCCUGCAGAGCGGCUAUCAGAGAGAGCUGACAUACAUGCAUCUUGAUGGAUCUUACAGCGCUUUUGGGAGUAAUGAUCCUUCUGGUAACACCUGGCUAACUGCAUUUGUGAUGAAGAGCUUUGGCGGAGCGAAGAAUUAUAUAUUUAUAGAUCAGAAUAGUAUUGAUCGCGCGAAGGAAUGGCUGGGUCGACAGCAACAGGACAACGGCUGCUUCGCCUCUGUUGGGAAGCUCUACCACAUUGAUAUGAUGGGUGGCGUCAGUGAUGAAGUCACUCUCUCUGCGUACAUCACCGCAGCACUGCUGGAGUUAGGAGUCCAGAAAACUGAUCCCAUGAUUUCGAAAAGCCUUGAAUGCCUGAAGGUCUCUUCCCGUAACAUCACCAACACUUAUGUGACCGCUUUACUGUCCUACACAUUCACUCUUGCUGGAGAUGAACAGAUGAGACAGAGCUUAGUCUCCAACCUGGACCAGCAGGCCAAGAGAGAAGGUGUAGGACGAUAUUGGAGUUUGGGUAAUAAUGCUCAACCGACGGGCUCUGUGGAGGUAGAGACGAGUGCCUAUGUGUUGCUGGCUCUGCUCUCAGGACCUUCACUGCCUGGAUUUGGACUGAACUACUCUGCUAGCGUAGUACACUGGCUAACCAAGAAACAGAAUGCGUAUGGAGGCUUCUCCUCUACACAGGAUACUGUAGUAGCACUCCAGGCCCUCGCUAAAUACAGUGCUGCCACCUACAAUCCAGAAGGAUCCAUUACUGUAAGCGUGACCUCCCCCUCAGGCCAGAGGAACCAGUUCACCGUGAACCAGAACAACCGGCUGCUUUACCAGGAGAAACAGCUACAGGAAGCUACCGGCACAUACAAGCUCAGGGCAGAAGGCAAAGGCUGUGUGUUUGUGCAGUUUGCCUUGUACUACAAUAUCCCGCCUCCUCCAGAGGCUUUGGCCUUCAAAAUCAAAGCAAAUCCUGGGGUUUGCAGCAACACAAAGAACCCAGCUUUUACGCUAACCACCACUGUAAGGUAUAACGGCACACGAGCAGAGACCAACAUGGUGAUCAUUAACGUCAAGCUGCUGUCGGGGUUUAAGCCGGAUGAGACGUCUCUGCAGGCUCUGAGGGAAGACCCCAGCAUCAGACGUCUGGAUGUGGAUGAGGAUCAUGUCAUUUUCUAUUUGGAUAGCCUGAAAAAGAGUCAGGAGAAGUCCAUCAGCCUGCAGCUCGUGCAGGAAGUACCGGUGCAGAACCUGAAACCAGCUGUAGUGACCGUCUAUGACUACUACAAGAUCAGUGAACUGUCUGUGAUUGACUACACCUCCCCGUGUGGAUAAACACUACCGUGAUGACGGCUGGAUCUGGAAACCAGAUUUAAAACGGAAACCUUAUUUUCUCACAAUAAAAAUAAUCCAUCUCUGCAUUAUGCAUUUUAGCUGCUAUUAAACAAUUCGUCCACUUCUGCAUCAGAAACGUUUGCGUCCUGUGAUCAUUUGCUAUCUUUCUUUUUACAAAUAUCUGGAUCUUAAAAGAAUAAGCUAUGCGCAUGAGUCCAAUUAAAUAUUAAUUUCAAGUUUUAAAUCAAUUAGGUAUUUUAAAAAAAACAAAGAAAGAAAAAGCUCAUAUCUGCCAACUGCAAACAUUACGCAGAAGCACGUGGCAUUUUGUUGGUUUGGAUCAAUUGAGCUCUACCGGUUUAGUAACUUCGGUUUUAAACAGGAUUUAAUCGCCAACACAAGAAAGCUGCUUUCAGACUUUUUGUUUGCUGUUGUAACACCCAAUAAUAUCCGUAUACUGUUUCCCCCUCGAGUGUUUAAAAGUAGCACAGUCAAAAACUGUUUCCAAACCACUCAGAUGCUUGAUAUCUCUGCUUAGCGAAAAGAAUUCAUCUUUUAAAAUGCCUGUUAACUUCAGUAAUAUCACGUUAGAAUGCUAAUUGAGAAUAUUCUCCUACUGCUGCCCACUAAAGCGGUGUCUGUUUCGCAGCGAUCCAGGAAUUACCAAAUAAUUUCAGUAAACAAUCCCUACAAAUUGCAUCAGCAAACAACUCAGAGAGACUAAAGCAUACAGUAUACCCCAAACAGUUCAGUAUGUAUUGCCUACAUAUUG
Messenger RNA from Puntigrus tetrazona (Sumatra barb), 5259 nucleotides. RefSeq names its product alpha-2-macroglobulin-like protein 1. Lineage: Eukaryota; Metazoa; Chordata; Actinopteri; Cypriniformes; Cyprinidae. The transcript is spliced from 36 exons. Gene Ontology annotation, molecular function: endopeptidase inhibitor activity. Gene Ontology annotation, cellular component: extracellular region. The record is from RefSeq and is a predicted model, not a curated record. The coding region runs from base 159 to 4487 and encodes 1442 amino acids.